AUGGGAUCAUAGUGUUGUGUGUAAGAGCGAAGUAUCAAUAGAGCAUCUAUUGCAUCUAAGGCCAUUCAAGAUGAGUUAGAAUAUAUGAAGGAAUUAACCUUUGGUCAGUAAAGAAGACAUAUCUUGUUAUAUGAAGACAAACCUAUAUGUUAUUUCUUGAGUAAAAUUGAGUUAUCUAAUGAAACAAUUACAACUGCUUAUUCUUUGAAUGAAAGAGGAACUAUAAAUGAAUUUGAAUAAUAUGAACAAAUUUAGGGAGAGAUUAUAAAACAAAUACAAGAGAAAUGUGAUUAUAGUAACAAUCAAAAUGAUGAUUGGAUUAUCUUAUGUGAUAAUGUUAAUACCAAAAGUUCGUUGAAAUUAUUUAUUAAAUAAAUUGAAGUUGAUAAUUAAACAAAAGUAAAUGCAACUAGAUGUGAAUUUAUUGUUCCUGGAUAACCUCAAAAUUUUAUUGAUUUUAUGAGCAAUUUUCAAAAAUAAAAAGAAUUAGAUCCUCGUAUUGAUGCUUUUUAUCCUAUUAAAAAGAAUGAGGAAUCUAAAGAAUCAGUUAUAUACUUAAGUUAUAAACCAAUAUUAAUGACUUCUGCAAGAGAAUUCAUUUAUUAUAAAAAAACAAAAGAAAUUGAUACAAAUGUUUUAUAUUUAAUAUUUAUUAAAAUAGGUUUGGUGUGACGUUAGUAAAUCUAUUACAGAUUCUUAAUAUCCAAUUAAGAGUAAAGUGAGAGGUGAAAUUUUAUUGAGUGGUUACAUAAUUCAACCACUUUAAAAUUUAAUAAAUAACGAUUACAUUAAUAAUAGGUAUUUAUUUGUUAAGAAAAUGAAGAUUCAAAGAUAAAAACUUUAAUGAUUAUUCUUAUGUAAGAAUGUACUCUUUAUGUGAUUUUAAAAUGUCUAUUCCUCUUUAUAUGGCUAAAGGACAAAUAAAAUAAGAAAUGAUAAGAUAUAUUGAUUUAGUCUACCAGAAAUUAUAAUGA
This is a messenger RNA of Paramecium pentaurelia, 974 nucleotides long. Lineage: Eukaryota; Ciliophora; Oligohymenophorea; Peniculida; Parameciidae. The record is from the annotation of a GenBank genome assembly.